Gavia stellata (red-throated loon) is the source of this 1471-nucleotide messenger RNA. RefSeq names its product sorting nexin family member 30 (gene SNX30). The transcript has 9 exons. Bases 1 to 1317 code for a protein of 438 amino acids. The record is from RefSeq and is a predicted model, not a curated record. Gene Ontology annotation, cellular component: cytoplasm. Gene Ontology annotation, molecular function: phosphatidylinositol binding; protein binding. NCBI's taxonomy places the organism in Eukaryota, Metazoa, Chordata, Aves, Gaviiformes, Gaviidae.
AUGUCGGGCGGCGCGGCGGGCGCCCCCAAGCCUCUUCCGUCCUCCGGGCCCAAGUCGCUGCGGGAGAUGCCGCAUCCCCUGGCCACGUCCAGCAGCGAGGAGAUGGGGCCGGCGCUCACCCCCAGCCCCGACCUGCUCCUGCCCCGCAGCAUCGCCGACAAGGAUCUCAGUCUACCCAAUGGCACACCUGUGGACACUUCCAGCCCAGCCUCCUCCUCAUCUCUGCUCAACAGACUGCAGCUGGAUGAUGACCUGGAUGGGGAAACUAGAGACCUCUUUGUUACUGUCGAUGAUCCCAAAAAACACGUGUGCACAAUGGAGACGUAUAUCACGUACAGGGUUACAACAAAGACCACGCGAGCAGAGUUUGAUUUGCCAGAGUAUUCUGUCCGCCGGCGGUACCAAGACUUCGACUGGUUGAAAAACAAGCUGGAAGAGUCUCAGCCAACGCAUCUCAUUCCCCCUCUUCCUGAGAAAUUUGUGGUGAAGGGCGUUGUUGAUCGCUUUUCUGAAGAGUUUGUGGAGACAAGGAGGAAGGCAUUAGACAAGUUCUUGAAGAGAAUAACUGAUCACCCGGUGCUUUCUUUUAAUGAGCACUUCAACGUGUUUCUCACAGCCAAGGAUCUUAAUGCCUACAAAAAGCAAGGAAUGGCAUUGCUGUCAAAGAUGGGGGAGUCUGUCAAAUAUGUCACAGGAGGCUACAAAUUAAGAAGUCGGCCACUGGAGUUUGCAGCCAUUGGGGAGUAUCUAGACACAUUCUCUCUAAAGCUUGGUACCAUUGACAGAAUAGCACAACGGAUUAUCAAGGAACAGUUGGAAUACUUGGUGGAACUACGAGAAUAUGGACCUGUUUAUUCAACCUGGGGAGGGCUGGAGGUUGAGCUGUCAGGGCCACUGGAAGGGGCGUCUGCCUGUAUUGGGAACUGCUGCACAGCUCUUGAAGAACUCAGUGAAGACAUGACAGAAGACUUCCUGCCUGUGCUUAGGGAAUAUAUAUUGUACUCAGAGUCAAUGAAGAAUGUGUUGAAGAAGAGAGACCAAGUUCAAGCGGAGUAUGAAGCAAAACUGGAAGCAGUAGCCUUGAAAAAAGAAGACCGUCCAAAGGUACCCACAGAUGUUGAGAAAUGUCAAGACCGAGUAGAGUGUUUCAAUGCUGACCUGAAAGCAGAUAUGGAGAGAUGGCAGAACAACAAAAGACAAGACUUCAGGCAGCUACUCAUGGGGAUGGCAGAUAAAAACAUCCAGUACUACGAGAAGUGCCUUACGGCGUGGGAGUCGAUUAUACCACUAUUGCAAGACAAGCCAGAGACCAAAUGAGAAGUACCUUCAUGGACAGUCUAGCACUUCUGUGCUCAGUACUGCUAGACAUACUGGAACUGUAUGAAGGACUCCUUUUGUCAAGUUAACUGAAAUGCCAGCUGCGCUUAGGCUGGAACAGACGCUCUGAAAACGAUUUGAAUUUUUUUCCUCA